CUGUGCUCCAAGGAUGGGUCCCGAGAGCUUGGGGAGCCUCCCCCCACACUGCCCACGGUGGGUACAAAUCUAACUGACCUUCUGAUCCAGAAGAAGAUCACGAUUCGGGAGUUAGGGGGCUGCAUGGGCCCUAUCUGGCCUAGUUACUAUGGAGACUGCAGCGCUGUCCUGUUCAUGAUUGAUGCGGCUAACCCCACCCAGAUCUCUUCAUCCUGCGUCCAGCUCCUGUCGCUCCUCUCCGCAGAGCAGCUUGCCUCGGCAUCCGUCCUGAUCCUGUUCAAUAAGAUCGACCUGCCCUGCUACAUGUCCCUGGUGGAGAUGAAAUCGCUGUUCCGGAUUCAAGAUAUCAUUUCCUGUGCUAACCAGCCCAUCACUGUGGUGGAGACCAGCGCCCGUGAUGGCACCGGGCUGCCCGAUGUGCUGCAAUGGCUUCGCUCCACCCUCAAGGAGCCCAGUUGAAUUUGCUGUGUCCAGCUUUGGUGUUUCCUGCCAGCUGACGGGGGCUGACUCUGACUCCGACUCCAGGCAGCUCACACCGACUCUGUCACCAAGACUAGGAUCCAGGAGCGGUAGAGGUGGCUGAGCAGCAGUCUCAUCAGCCCUCCACCUGGGAAUGAGAGCGGGGGGAGGGGGGGGAGCAGCAGGACUGAGUGUGCCCCCAGCAGGUUGGUGGGAGCAGUGGAGCUGCCUCAGACUUUUGGUACCUUGAAUUGCAAAGUAAACUGUGAACUCAGGACUUUCUCCCAUUCGUUCCAGACUGUCGGUCAGCCUGCUUGCCCCCGGGGCAGGAGGAACUUACUGCUGGGGGGCGGGGAUGUGCAGAGACCACAGCCUCGUGUUUACUAGGGUACCUUUGCCCCGUGACUCCCCUGUCCUUGGCAGCCUUGCUGAUGGAGUGCCCCGCCCCACCCUUUCCGCUUUGACUGCUGGCCCUCUGCUGCUCCUAGGCUAGGAGGUAAUGGGCCUGCCCACUGGAGCCCAUCUGCAGGCAGGAGCUCUGUGGAGGGGUUUGUUGGUAAUUAAACAUUGCUAUCAGUUUA
Messenger RNA from Trachemys scripta elegans, 1040 nucleotides. RefSeq names its product ADP ribosylation factor like GTPase 16 (gene ARL16). Gene Ontology annotation, molecular function: GTP binding; GTPase activity. The record is from RefSeq and is a predicted model, not a curated record. Lineage: Eukaryota; Metazoa; Chordata; Testudines; Emydidae.